Xenopus laevis (African clawed frog) is the source of this 4632-nucleotide messenger RNA. It is a transcript of the gene pde6d.L, whose product is annotated as phosphodiesterase 6D L homeolog. Gene Ontology annotation, molecular function: GTPase inhibitor activity. Gene Ontology annotation, cellular component: cytoplasmic vesicle; cytoplasmic vesicle membrane; cytosol. NCBI's taxonomy places the organism in Eukaryota, Metazoa, Chordata, Amphibia, Anura, Pipidae. The coding region runs from base 393 to 842 and encodes 149 amino acids. The record is from RefSeq and is a predicted model, not a curated record. The transcript is spliced from 6 exons. Gene Ontology annotation, biological process: sensory perception of light stimulus.
UUUUCGUUGCAUUGUACUUAACGUUUGAGGGCAAAUAGGAGCAACUGUUGUAGCUUAGUAGAUCCUCUUAUCUAGAGCCUUUGAGGAGGACCCAGUUAAACCUGUGCAAAAAUAACGCACAAUUACUAUACAAUUCCGCAAACUUGUGCAGCAUUGUACAGUUCUUCCCAGUGCCGUGGCCCUCAACCCGGACAGCUAACCAGGGCGUCUGUCUGAGUCAGAAUACACUCUGCUCCUCUCCAGAGUCCAGGCUCAUGCAAGGCAAAAAGUAAUCACUGCAAAACUCAUCACUGGCUUUUGAAGCACUACUAGUACUGGAAAUCUUGAACUGUGCAUUUCUCAUCAAGGAAUAAACCUACAGCCGAUAAAGGAAAUAAAGGACAGAAUUCAACAUGUCUCAGGAUGAGAGAGCCAAGCAAAUCCUAAAGGGAUUCAAACUGAACUGGAUGAACCUCCGAGAUGCAGAAACUGGGAAAAUUCUAUGGCAGGGUACAGAGGACCUGUCAUUUCCAGGGGUUGAACACGAAGCUCGUGUACCAAAGAAAAUUUUGAAGUGCAAAGCUGUUUCUAGGGAGCUAAAUUUCUCUUCUGCAGAACAGAUGGAGAAAUUCAGACUGGAACAGAAAGUAUACUUCAAAGGACAAUGUCUAGAAGAGUGGUUCUUUGACUUUGGUUUUGUGAUCCCCAAUUCCAUGAACACCUGGCAGUCCCUAAUAGAGGCCGCUCCAGAAUCACAGAUGAUGCCAGCUAAUGUUUUAACUGGUAAUGUUGUCAUAGAAACCAAGUUCUUCGAUGAUGACCUCCUCGUUAGUACUUCCAGAGUUAGACUCUUCUAUGUUUGAAGGUGGAUUUUUUGGUUUUGCUAAUUUUACACAUUUAUCCUGCUCAUCUAUUAAGACACUGUAUUGGGUGCUACAGACUUAUGUGAAAUCAGAAGAUACACUUUAUGUCAUUAGACAUACAGAAGAUUGUACUUUGUUCUAAAUCUAGCCCAGCCUCGGAGAGACCAUAGCAAUCAAGGCAUGAGUUUGGACCUUGCUUUGUACACGGCACUUCUUCAUCACUCUAAACAUGAAGUGGCAGCACUGCACUCUAAUAUCUGCCCUUUACACUUGCAAUAUGCAGGUACUUUCGGCUUGCUUAUGUUUACAGGCAGCUCCCAGAAUUACGGAGAUUGCAGACACCACAAAAAGUUGUAGUAUUUUUCACUUUUGUCUUGUGGUGUCUGUAGAUGUUAUAUGUAAACAAGUUCUGCCAUUUAGAGUGUCCACUUUUGGACAGAAUGAUCUGAUUCAAGGGCCUCCGUGACCGCAUUUUUAUUAAGAAGCUAAUCUGAUACUUUAAGCUAGACUUAAAUCACAACUUUUGGGUUCUAACUCACAACUGUGGCCCUCUUAGCUCAAAACAAUGUUAGAGAUAUUAGUAAUCACUAUCCUCCUGCUCUAGUAAUAUCCACAAAUAACCAUUUAAUAGCCUUUAGACUGAGCCCUCUGUCUAUGGAUUUAGGAACAACUAGGAGAGUAGUUUCCCUCAAUAUCAGUAUGUGUAUACAGCCUUUUUAUUCCGCAGAAUUUAUACAUUCUUUAUAGCUUUAAUGUGACCAAACAAGCCUUGGUGCCCCAUGCAAUUAAACAUUUCCUAACUAGCUUCAGUGAUCAUUACUUUGGGAGACCAAGAGCUUUUUGUGAUUGUUACAAACAAGCAAUAAAUAGGUGUUAGAAAAACAUAACACAGUGGUGCCUGAGAUCAAAAAACUUCUUAGGAUUUCUUCAUUUUAUUAUUAUUAAAAUGGAACUGGCCUAUGUUUACUUUAUAAAGAAGUGAGUUACAAGCAGAUCCUGGUCUGCACAUUCACAGUCUUCUACAGUCCUUGCUUUAAUAAGAUAAAUACAUUUAAUGUGGAUAACUACUGAUAUUUUAAAUGGUUGUGCACAUGAAUAUAUACCACGUUUUAUGUUUCGGGUUUAUCUUUUUUUUUCAGUUUCCCCUAAAUAGAUAGAAAAAAAACAUGGAUUAAAAGGAAACUAUAGGUUAGAUACUAGCUGCUUCUGCCUGAAAUGGUCUAUAAGACACACCACUCCACCAGAGAGUAGUAAUGAGCAUAACUUAUUUUAGAUGUUAUCUGCAUUGUUUUAGAAAAUUAAAAAUAACUUUUAUGCCCUUUUCUACAAAGAGGAGGGCUAUAGUAAUAAGUCAAAUCAAUGGUGAGAUCUUUCUGGCAUAAAUACUUCAUACUAAGAGAAUGUGGCUGUGGCUUUCUACUUUUAAUCAGCACCACACAUAUCUCUUACCUCUGCUUUUACAUAGAUUUAUCUAUAUAUGAAAUGUGGACUUGAUAAUACAACAGUAAUGAUACCUGGGCCAUUCCCCUUUUUAGCCUAAGUCCAGGCUAUAGUCGGGGAAGAACCACAAUCCAUUUCCUUUCUUUAGUUCUGGAAAAUAUAAUGUUGAUUAAAUGCCUGUGUCACAGCCCUUAUAAAUGCUCAAAUUACCAUUGCAAAUUACAGCCCCCCUAAAACCAAGGAUGCUCCCAAUACAUUUGUUCCCCACAUGAUGGAGUUUUUAAAGAAAAAAAGAAAAUAAUAUUGGCUUAUAGAAUAAGAGUAGAACUCCACGGGCGAUUUUACCUGCAAUACCUUCCGAUCCAACGCUAUGAGACUAAUCGCAGUCGUCAUGUUGGAUGCGGCGAAUCUAAUGUAAGUAAUACAAAUGUUGCACAUAGAAGCUGAUUGCAUCCGAAGUCGGCGCAUCCAGAACGGAAGGUAUCGCAGGUAAAAUCGCCCGUGGAGUUCUAUCCCAAGACUUGGAUUCGGUUUGGUAAUUGGGUGGGGCUCUUGGUGCAUUCCUACCUAACACAGUUACAGCAGAGAUAGCUUAAAUUCUGUGUGACAGAAAUAUUCAUGAAAGUUAUUAACUGUUCUUUUUUUUUUAUUGCUGCUAAGAAUUGAAUUCUGACAUCUAGGGUGUGGUUGCUGGAUUUGUAAGAUUAACUGUGCUGCAACAUCUUACGAAUAAUUUUAGGUGUGUUUUCAGGCAUGAACCAUGUACUGCAGUCACUCAUCCCAAAUCUCUGGCCAUCUGAAUGCCCUUAAACGUAGGCACAUUUGCAUAUCAUUCUAUUGAAUGAGUCACUCCAUGUAAAUAAGUCCAUUAUGUCACUACCAAUGUGCCCAGAAGGAAUGUUCUUGUUAUGCAGCAAUGUUUUUAUAGUUCUAUGUAAUUGCAAUUAAAAGCAGUAUACAGUAUGUUUGUCCUUUUUCCUAUUCUCUGCAAGAGGCAAAAGGAAAUUGAAGAUAAUUAGCUUCUGCUAAACGUUGGAACCAGCGGUGCAGAAAGAAAUAACAAAUACUGCUUUCAUGUAAUCACAUUAAAGGCUAUUACACACAGGCGGUUUUACCUGUGCUCCCCUUCGUUUCGCUUUCUUCUGUUUAGCCGUAGGAGUAGACGCACUCAAUUAUUGUCAAGGGUGCUGUAAUCACACAGACGCAUGUAAGCGGCAAAUGCAGGUUGGGACGCAGAAUGUUGCAUUUCACCUGCGUUCGGCGCAUACAUGCAUCUGUGUGAGUGUGCACAGCAAGGACUCCCAGUGCAAUCUGCAUUUAAAAAUCUAGCACACAGUGCAGUGCUCUUUGGUGCAAGGCACCCUCUGACACUCCUUAGCCCAUGAAAUGAAUACAGUGUUGGACUGGGACACUAGGGGCCCACACAAAAGCCUUAGACCCAGGGCCCACCAAAAUAACCUUAGUACUGAGAGUGGGCCCCUGGUCUAUUAUUCUUCCUCUCCUCACUCAACCUCUAGUCUCCUAGUCUCUUUUCUUUACAUACUAUAAUUGAUUAUUCCAUCUAUUUAGCCUCUUUUUCUCAUAGAAAUAGGGAAUGACUAGGAAAUCGGCUAAAUGUUUAGCAGCAAAAGGGCCCACUGACACCUGGGCCCACCGGGACUUUUCCUGGUAUCCCUGUGGGCCAGUCCGACACUGAAUGAAUAAAGUGUGAGCUAUUGGCAUUCCAGGAGAUACUCAUGUGCUACCCAUCCCUUUCACACUCUGAAUGCAACACACAAGGAAAAACUUUCUGCUUUAUCUCAGGGUGCAACAAGCAGAGCGAAGUUCAGAAACAAGGCACUUAGUGAUGUGCCUUAAUGAGAACCAUAGCCUUUUCUCUGCAUGUACCAGUAUCAUUUAAAGGGACAGCUUCAGGCACUUCCAUGCUUUCCAUUCUUUCUAGAGUUUUCUUGUAAGCCAGGAGUAAACAUUGGAAUAGCUGGGCACCCUUGUUGUUACAGUGUGGGCAGACAAAAUGCUGGAGUGCUGAGCGAUUGUGUAAGGCAGAAUGUUUAACCAAGAGCCCUUCAGUUCUGUAUUGUCACUUGUACAGGAUCAGUUCAUUCCUUUAAAGUCACCACUCAGUUCAUUCCUUUAAAGUCACCACUGUGUUUCUAUACCUUGGUUACCUGGAACUGGUGUAUCAGGAAACACAUUGAUGAUACCAAAUAUUACGUAUCACAUGUUAAAACAAACACUGACCUUUAUAUCACAUUUUCUUGCACUGCAAUAUGUUCAAGAUGUUAUUCCUUAAAAUUAGUCAUUUUGUCUUAUAACUACCUGUAAUAAAGCCAAUUUAUUAUCAGACUAA